AAAUGAUUGCGAAAAGAUUUUUUUUUUUUACAAACUAUGGUUAUUCUUUUUUUUCUUUCUACAUUUUGAGUAAUAUUCUUCGGUGGUUGUUGUUGUUGUGGUUUGCUUUAUUUUAUGGGCACUGUCCACAAAAACAAGCAUAGAUUCUCUCUUUGAGAUCUCUCUCCUAGCUGUGCGGUUUAGGAAUGGAUGAUUGUGCUCUGUCUCCUCUGCUUUGAUUCUCUCUACUCAUAAAGGUUUCUUGCUUUUGUCUUUGUCUCUCUCUCCUUUUCAUUGAUACCAUUCUAGGCUAUUGCAGCUGCACACUAUAAACGUUGCAGUACUAGUAGCUGGACCUUCUUUCAACCAGCAAAAUGAGUCAUGCACAUUCUCAUACCGGUUCCGGUAGUAGAACUACUCGACGAGCUUUCGAGUUCGGGAAGACACAUGUCGUGAGGCCUAAGGGAAAACACCAAGCUACUAUAGUUUGGUUGCAUGGACUUGGUGAUAAUGGUUUGAGCUCAUCUCAAUUGUUGGAAUCACUUCCACUUCCAAAUAUUAAAUGGAUUUGUCCUACUGCUCCUACCCGUCCCGUGGCGAUACUCGGCGGUUUUCCCUGCACUGCAUGGUUUGAUGUGGGAGAACUUUCAGAAGAUGGUCCUGAUGAUUGGGAAGGUUUAGAUGCUUCAGCAGCACAUAUUGCUAACUUGCUGUCAACAGAGCCAGCUGAUGUGAAAGUUGGUAUUGGAGGGUUCAGCAUGGGUGCAGCAAUAGCAUUAUACUCUUCAACUUGUUAUGCCAUGGGAAGGUAUGGAAAUGGCAUCCCAUAUCCUGUCUGUUUAAGAGCAGUUGUUGGACUCAGUGGUUGGCUUCCAGGAUCAAGGAGCUUAGGGAGCAAGAUAGAAGUUUCACACGAAUCACGAAGGCGAGCUGCUUCGUUACCGAUUUUACUAUGCCAUGGAAUCAGUGAUGAUGUAGUACACUGCAAGUAUGGAGAGAAAUCUGCACAAUCCUUAAGCUCUGCCGGGUUUCGAUAUAUAGCAUUCAAAUCCUAUGAAGGGCUUGGUCAUUACACAGUUCCAAGAGAGAUGGAUGAGGUUUCCACCUGGCUUAGUUCAAGGUUGGGACUUGAAGGAUUCUCAUCUUAAAAUGACAAAACUAGUAGUAUUAAAAUAUGAACGAAUCAGUGAAUGUUUGUAGAAUAACAGGGGAGGUGGGAUAAUAUAAAUAGGAGAUUUAAUUUUCAGGGUCCCUUUUUGUCAUGUUGGUGAGCAAUAAAGAUAUAUGAAUGUGUUUACUAAGCAUUUUUCUCUUUAUUAUUGUAGAAUCUAGGUGCUUGAUCAGUAGUAUUAUUGGAGAGAUUUAGUUUUGUUUUUAUUAGCAUUGUGAUUGUAACAAAACAGGGAUCUUGGACUCCUUGUUUUUCAAUUUCAAUAAACUUUCUUUUUGGAGUGAA
Molecule: messenger RNA, 1435 nt
Organism: Lathyrus oleraceus (garden pea)
Lineage: Eukaryota; Viridiplantae; Streptophyta; Magnoliopsida; Fabales; Fabaceae
Exons: 10
Coding region: 354-1127 (257 amino acids)
Molecular function (GO): hydrolase activity
Source: RefSeq, a predicted model, not a curated record